Molecule: messenger RNA, 1215 nt
Organism: Acytostelium subglobosum LB1
Lineage: Eukaryota; Evosea; Eumycetozoa; Acytosteliales; Acytosteliaceae
Exons: 3
Coding region: 1-1215 (404 amino acids)
Cellular component (GO): intracellular membrane-bounded organelle; membrane; cytosol
Molecular function (GO): sterol binding
Source: RefSeq, a predicted model, not a curated record
AUGUUCUCUGGCGCAUUGAAUUAUAUGAAGAGCUUUGUUGCUCCGACAAACUUACAGGUGGAGGAGAGUGGAGCAGAGACAAAGGCUGAAGCACCAGUAGCUGACCAAGAGCAACGUGAUGGUUUGUUCAAACAAUUGGCCAAUCACAUUGGUAAGGAUGUCACAUCGAUGAUAUCCCUGCCAGUCUGGGUGUUUGAGCCAGUGUCCUUCCUUCAAGUGAUGGCCGAGCCACUCCAAUACAGUUCACUUCUCGACAAGGCUGCCAACGACGCUAACCCCUACCAUCGACUAGCCUACAUCGCCGCUUUUAACUGUGGACUCUACAGUACUGCCGUCAGGACAAAGAAACCAUUCAAUCCUAUACUUGGUGAGACAUUUGAGGUUGUGAAGGAAGGUGACUUCAAAUUGAUUGCUGAGCAGGUGAGCCAUCAUCCACCUAUUGGUGUGUCUGAGACUACCACUCAGUCGUACACGUUGCAGUUGGAGACUGAGUUGAAGUCCAAGUUCUAUGGCAACUCAUCCGAGGUUGAGAUCAAUGGCACCAACCAUUUCAUCAACAAUCAGACUGGUGAGCACUUUUCCUGGGGCCACAUCGUGACGUCGUGCCACAACAUCAUCAUUGGUUACACAUGGCUUGAUCACUACGGUGAGAUAACCAUCAAGAAUCAUACUUCGGGCGCUCGCUGUGUGCUCAAGUUUGCCAAAUCUGGCUGGUUGGGUGCCGGUCGCUACGGAGUCACCGGAGAGAUCUUUGACAGCGAGAAUCAGCUCAAGUACCGUCUGGUUGGCAAGUGGAAUGAGAACCUCAUUCUCCACGAGGUCGUGGCCAAUGGACAGAACGAUCCCAACCCAGUCACACUCUGGGAGGCCGCCAAGGAGACCAUCACCAGCAAGUUCAACUUCCCCAAGUGGGUCGAGGACAAUAUCAUCAACCUCUCACCAGAGUAUGAGAAGAUUUUGCCAGAGACUGACAGUAGAGUGAGAGCUGAUAGGAGAGCACUUGAGGCUGGUGAUAUGGAUAAUGCUGGAAAGCAUAAGCAUACAUUGGAGGAGAAGCAAAGAGCUGAUAAGAAGGCAAGAGCUGCCGAGAACAAGGAGUGGGAGACUAGAUAUUUCACAAAGGUCGACGAUGAGCUCCACACCUACCGCUGGAAGUCCAACAACAAGUAUUGGGAGGAGAGAGAGGCCAGAGUCAAGGCAUCAACAUCCUCAUGA